Molecule: messenger RNA, 1956 nt
Organism: Closterium sp. Naga37s-1
Lineage: Eukaryota; Viridiplantae; Streptophyta; Zygnematophyceae; Desmidiales; Closteriaceae
Source: the annotation of a GenBank genome assembly
AUGUCGAUAUCCAUCGCACCAGUUUGCCGCCUUCCACCGCUCGCCGCUCGUCAGAGCGAUGCGUGGACACAGCAAAGACUGCGCUUGCGCGCCGCUCGUGCAGUAACCUCUCGUCACGUUUCCUGCUCUGCGUCGCAAAUCCGUUUAGGAAAUUUCGCCGGCGGUGCUGCCUCGCCGAACGGACUCCGUAAACGGGACGGCCAUCCAGCCGUCCAACGGGAUGACGUCAUUGGCCAAGCAUCGAGUAGCAGCAACGUUCUUACACUAGAAGAGGCCAAAGCCAGCGACGUUAAAACCAGCGCCAUUGAUCCUAGCACGCAGCCCGCGAAACCCACGGCAGGCGUGGCGACGGUUCGAGAGGCAGCAGCACAGGAAUUGCCGGGUAACCUGUGCGUGGAUGUUCUUGUGGCUGUGGACGAAUUACCGCCGUCCGAUCGGCGCGGCAAGUGGGAAUUUUUGCAGCGAGUCAAAGCGAACCCGCCUAAUGAGUCGUGCUGGGAGGCGGGCGGCAAUCUCAACUUCGGCAUAGCGGCGGCGCGCCUGGGGCUGCGCUGCACGGCGUUCGGCCACGUGGCGGGCGACGCGUUUGGCGCAUUCCUCGCGCGCGUCAUGGCGGACGAGCGCGUCGCGCUGCUCCCGCUCGCGGACCACGUGGAUGGGCCGCUGGGGGAUGGGCCGUGGGAGGGCGCGGAGGGGGAGAAAGAGGGGGAGGGGGAAGGGGAUGUGGUGGAGAGGAGUGAAGGGCGGUAUGACGGGGAAACGCUGGCGUGCUGGGUGUUUCUGGAUAAGAACGGGCGCCAUGCCUUCGCCAGCCGCUUUGAUUUCAACAAGAACCCGGCCUUCAGUCGCGUUCAAGCCAUACCCCCUGCGUUCGCUCACCUCAUCGCCCAUUCCCGCGCCCUCUUUAUUAAUGGAUUUGCUUUCGACGAGUUCCCGCCCUCCGCCAUCCAGUCUGCCGCCCAGUACGCACAACGGGCGGGCGUGCUUGUCUUUUUCGACCCUGGCCCUCGCACUGGCUCGCUCUUCCGGUCAGUCGGGCAUUCUAAGGAGGUUUUUGAUUGGCUGCUGAUGAACUGCGACGUUCUUCUGCUCACGUCUGAAGAGGCGGAGGUGGUGACUCAGGAGCAGGAUCCCAACGCAUCAGCCGUGCAGCUGCUAGAGCUCAAGGCCAGGGCCAGGGCUGCUGCCAGCACUGCUGCCGCUGGGGGCUUUGGGCUGAAUGCAGACCCAGAGGCGCGAGAGGAGGGAGGUGCAGUGGACGGCCGGGCAUGGAAUCACCACCAGCAACAACAGCAGCAGCAGCAGCAGCAGGAGGAGCAGCAGCAGCAGCAGCAGCAGCAGCAGCAGCAGCAACAGCAACAGCAGGGGGAGGGAGUGGAGGAAGGAGAGGAGGAAGGAGGAGAGGAGGAGGAGGAGGAGGAGCGGCCACAGUGGGUUGCGGUGAAGAAGGGGCCGAAUGGGUGUGUGCUGGCCACUGCAGCACAAGGCGUGUUCAGCCUCCCUGGCUUCAAGGUGGAUGUAGCGGACACAGUGGGGUGUGGGGACAGCUUUGCAGCAGCGGUGGCCAUGGGUCUGCUGAGCGACGAAGGGCCCUCCACCACACUCGCACUCGCCAAUGCCGUCGGUGCUGCCACCGCCAUGGGCAGCGGGGCAGGCCGAAACGUUGCACGAGCUGCCCGGGUGGCGGAGAUUCUUCUCGGGUUGCAGGCCAAGGAGGAGGGAUGGCAUGGCGCGGAGGAGGACUGGGAUGCUGACGUGUGGCUUGAGGACAAGGGCAAGCGGUUCCGAGUGGGACACGUGGCGGUGCACGGUGCGUCCACGUGUCCCUCUGGCACCCCGCUGCUGCAGGCGGUCCGCAAUGCCGAGAGUCUUUUGCACCGCUCACUGCUGCAGGCACAGAUGGACGGCAGAAGCGUGGAUGGCGAGGGGGAGGCGAGCGGGGAGGAAGGAGCGUGA